Molecule: messenger RNA, 354 nt
Organism: Ogataea philodendri
Lineage: Eukaryota; Fungi; Ascomycota; Pichiomycetes; Pichiales; Pichiaceae
Exons: 1
Coding region: 1-354 (117 amino acids)
Source: RefSeq, a predicted model, not a curated record
AUGUCACUGAGCUGGUCGUCCGACUGGUCAGAGUCAACGACGUCUUGCUCUUCCUCGGACUCCGACUCUUCGUCGUCCUCGUCACUGCUUAAAAGACCAGCGUCAUCCAGCUCUUCCACGUACUCCACUUCGUCCUCCUCGUCCUGGUCGCGCUCCUCCAGCCCAACCAUCUCUCUCUUGAGCUCCAGUCUAUCGGUCAGCAUGCUAAACUUACCUCUCAGUUCCAGUAGUCUGUCAAGGUUGGCUGCUCUUCUUCUCAUCGUGGUAGCAACCAGACUCAGAUUUGCAGAGUUCUGCAAAGCACCUCCAUGGAAAAUUAAAAUGUGCUUGAUCCAGUACACCAAGUUUGUCUGA